AUGUACUUUGAGGUAGAGUAAUUAGGAAAGAUUGCUAUUAAGAGUUAAUUCCAAAAUGAUAUGUUGAUAUCAUACACAAAUGCAUUUUCUUCUGGACUAUUUUUGGCAGUAGGGAUUGUUCAUAUCCUCCCAGAAGCACACGAAACUUUGGCAGAGUAUAUAGAUUAUCCUAUUGCAUUUUUGAUAGCAAUCAUGGGAUUUUCCCUUAUACUAUUUGUAGAAAAAAUAAUUUUCCGAAAUGUUGAGGAAAAUCCAAGUUGUGUUGAACUAUAGCAAUUGGAUAAAUAGGGACAUCAUUAAGCAAUCCUACUUGAUAAUUUCGAUCAUCAGCACACGAAUCAAUUGAUCCGAUCUUUAAAGCAUAACCAAAAUAAUCUUAAACCCUAUUUAUUAUCCACUGCUAUUGGAUUGCAUGCUGUAUUUGAGGGGAUAGCUCUUGGUGUAACAAGAAGAACUUCCGAUACUUUGGCCUUGGGAUUGUCUUUGAUGGGUCAUAAGUGGGCUGAAGGUUGGGCACUAGGAGUAGCGUUUAGGGAAUCAAGUGUUGAACAAGAUUUGCAAAUAAAAUUCAUCAUUUUCUCUGCUUUGCUCUCUCCAGUUGGUAUCAUCAUAGGAAUGCUGAUUGCUAGUGAAAGUAUCUUUGUAACAGGGAUUGUUUAAAGCAUUACCGCCGGAACAUUUAUUUAUAUUGCUUCCACUGAGUUGAUCGUUGAAGAAUUCAAUAAAAAUUAAAACAAGACAAUCAAGUUCAUACUUUACCUUUUAGGUAUAAUGCUUAUGUCUUUUAUUGUAUAUUUGGAGUGA
Paramecium tetraurelia is the source of this 804-nucleotide messenger RNA. RefSeq lists its product as uncharacterized. Gene Ontology annotation, molecular function: zinc ion transmembrane transporter activity. Gene Ontology annotation, cellular component: membrane. The record is from RefSeq and is a predicted model, not a curated record. The transcript has 2 exons. NCBI's taxonomy places the organism in Eukaryota, Ciliophora, Oligohymenophorea, Peniculida, Parameciidae. Gene Ontology annotation, biological process: zinc ion transmembrane transport.